Molecule: messenger RNA, 1167 nt
Organism: Penicillium brevicompactum
Lineage: Eukaryota; Fungi; Ascomycota; Eurotiomycetes; Eurotiales; Aspergillaceae
Product: aurora family serine/threonine-protein kinase
Exons: 3
Coding region: 1-1167 (388 amino acids)
Biological process (GO): protein phosphorylation; regulation of cytokinesis; mitotic spindle organization
Cellular component (GO): chromosome passenger complex; spindle microtubule; spindle midzone
Molecular function (GO): ATP binding; protein kinase activity
Source: RefSeq, a predicted model, not a curated record
AUGGCGACAUCCAAGACUCUCGAGGCUCGUUUUGAGCACCUUUCUAUGAAAGAUGAGAAAGAACAUGGUCAAACUGAGAGGGUUUAUGGCAAGCAGAAGGCCUCUGCUCCCGUCAACCAGGCAAACAGUAACUCCAACCGCGCCCAAUUACUGAAAUUGGCUCUCCAAAACACCAAUGAAAAUAAAGCCAAUGCUAUGAAUGUGCCUGCCUCGCCAGGAAGAGGCUCCCAUGGCGCACUGGUCACCCGGGCCACCGAUGAGAACGGCGACCAGCGCACGUCGUCUUCACUGUGUGACCAGCCAUCUGUCCCCAAGGACUUGCACCUGGGAAUGUUCGAGAUUGGAAAGCCGCUCGGAAAGGGAAAGUUCGGUCGCGUGUACCUGGCAAAAGAACGCUCUUCUGGCUUUGUCUGCGCACUCAAGGUGCUGCACAAGUCUGAGUUGCAACAAGGUGGCGUUCAGAAGCAAGUCCGACGCGAAAUCGAGAUCCAAAGCAACCUGCGACACCCGAAUGUCUUGAGGCUAUUCGGUCACUUCCACGACAGCAAACGAAUCUUCUUGAUCCUCGAGUUUGCCGGUCGCGGUGAGCUGUACAAGCAUCUUCGAAAGGAGCACCGGUUCCCUGAAUGGAAGGCUGCGCAAUAUAUUGCGCAAAUGGCUGCUGCAUUGAAAUAUCUGCACAAGAAGCACGUCAUGCACCGUGAUAUCAAGCCUGAGAACAUCCUCGUCGGCAUUCAUGGAGAGAUCAAGAUCAGUGACUUUGGCUGGAGUGUCCACGCCCCUAACAACCGGCGCCAGACCAUGUGUGGAACUCUCGACUAUCUGCCCCCAGAGAUGAUCAACCCCGGCUCUCAGUCCAACUACUAUAACGAGAAGGUUGACUUGUGGAGUCUCGGUGUCUUGACCUAUGAAUUCUUGGUCGGCGAGGCGCCAUUCGAGGAUACACCUGCCAUGACCCACCGCAGAAUUGCCCGGGCAGACAUGUCUGUGCCGUCCUUUGUGAGCCCGGAGGCCAAGGACCUUAUCAAGAGACUUCUCGUUCUCGACCCGUCGAAGCGCAUUCCUCUCGACGAGAUUUCGCGCCACCCUUGGAUUGUCAAGCAUUGUGUCAAGGAUGACAAAAGUGUGAAGCGGAGCAUGGGCUCCUCCAAGGACGGCAAAGCAUGA